UUUCACCUUGAACAACGUUGUCAGUCCACUCACGAGAUCUCACGUCACUGGCUGAACAUCUUGACUUCGAGAUUAUCCUCGCUCUAACAUUCGCACAUCAUCAGGAUUGGCAAAAAUCAUGCAACUAUCCAGUCUGUUAACUCGUGGAGUUGCCAUGGUCUUCACCUUCUCAUGGCUUUUGGCGCAUGCUCUGGAAGAAGGCGAAAUUACCAGUAAGGUUAAGUUUCCUCCUUCUACAGCUAGUUCCUUCCCUCGUUUGGUGAUGGAUGGUACUUUACCAAAUCUUCAGGAGUUUACUCUCUGUUACUGGUUCAAAGUCCAUCGUUUAGAUAGAAGACUCCAUAUAUUUUCUUAUGCCCAGGAUGCAACGGAUAACGAGAUUCUAACUUAUGUGGAAGCCGGGAAUGUCAUGGGUUUCUAUAUCGGUGGUAAAUUACAGCUACAAAUUAAGUGUCCCUCUGACAUAGAGGUUGGAAAAUGGCAUCAUGUUUGCUACGUAUGGUCUUCUUGGGAAGGAGGGUCAUCUAUCAUUAUGAAUGGUUAUCGUUGUCAUGGCAAUUCUACUGGGGUAAAUAAGGGGAAAACAGUUCAAGCAGGAGGUACAGUUGUUCUUGGACAAGAACAGGACACAGUUGGUGGUGGAUUUGUUGCUUCUGAGAGUAUGGAAGGAGAGCUGAGUGAACUGAAUAUGUGGAACUCAGCACUCGACAGUAAACAGAUUCUACACCUGAGUAAAUGUGCUGAUGUAUCAGAAAGACAUCUGUACGGAAACAUAAUUCGAUGGGAAAAAACAACUUUUAUAUUUUAUGACGGAGUUGCUGUUUCUCCUAAUGAAAUUUGUGCUUAGACAGUACUUAACGAUACGUUUAUAUUUGUGUAGACUCGUUAACCAUAAGUUUGUAAGAGCUUUAUAUUCUAAAAAUUUUAUGCAUAUUCUAUAUUUAAAAUCUCUUUCGAGUUUAACUGAGCAUAACUUUGUAAUCGCUUGCACUUUUUCAUCAUAAAACUGAAUUUUCUGAUUAUACAUAUUUUUUGUUUUGUUUUGUUUCAAGUUUGUAAAUUGAAAAGGUCUUCAUAGACAAGCCAUUAAAACGCUAUAUUACAAGAGCAAUGCUUAA
This is a messenger RNA of Limulus polyphemus (Atlantic horseshoe crab), 1118 nucleotides long. RefSeq names its product C-reactive protein 1.1-like. The transcript has 2 exons. NCBI's taxonomy places the organism in Eukaryota, Metazoa, Arthropoda, Merostomata, Xiphosura, Limulidae. Bases 119 to 847 code for a protein of 242 amino acids. The record is from RefSeq and is a predicted model, not a curated record.